Messenger RNA from Misgurnus anguillicaudatus (oriental weatherfish), 736 nucleotides. The record is from RefSeq and is a predicted model, not a curated record. Lineage: Eukaryota; Metazoa; Chordata; Actinopteri; Cypriniformes; Cobitidae.
UUCCAAAAAUGCCUACAAUGGAGUUUGGCACCACAAAAGAAGAGAUGGCCCAGGAACGCAUGAUAUGGGCAUUAAAAAUAUUGGAAUCUUCAGUGUUUGAUACACAGAGUAACUAUGCCAUGUGUUCGUCAUCCAAACCACCAAGUCUGGCAUCCAAAACACCAAGUCCUUCCCUGACUGACUGGAUUCAGUGUGACAGCUGUGGCAGAUGGUUCCAUGGGCAGUGCGUGAAUAUGAACACAACCCAAAUUGAGGAAAUGAAGGAGACCACUUGGAAUUGUUGUUUGUGUAAAAAGUGAGCCAAGCAAGGCAAGUUCAGUUGGAUAGCACAUUUCAUACACUGACUUGUGUAUAGUUUAAUCCCUUUGAAUAUAGUCAAUGUUAUCCUCCUAAGCCACUGCAAGAGGGACCACGUAAGUCCAAUUCUGGCAUCUUCAUUGGCUACCAGGUUUUUGUCCUAUGAGUUUUCCCACAGGAUUUUUCUCCUAGGGGGGUUUUCAUUCCCGGGAGAGUCAGCCAACAUUGGCUUUAAUUUAGCACUUUACUGUAUACUUUACAUUAUUACUACGCUCGCUUGUACGGUUUAUUCUUAGCCGCUGUAUUCUACUUAUAUUAUCUAUUGAUUAUUCUGUGUUUUCACCUACAUCUACUUAUGUAAAGCUGCUUUGAAACAAUUAACAAUUGUGAAAAUCACUAUAUAAAUAAAAUUGAAUUGAAGACCUGGUGUGUCCACAUA